Puccinia triticina is the source of this 363-nucleotide messenger RNA. RefSeq lists its product as uncharacterized. Bases 1 to 363 code for a protein of 120 amino acids. Lineage: Eukaryota; Fungi; Basidiomycota; Pucciniomycetes; Pucciniales; Pucciniaceae. The record is from RefSeq and is a predicted model, not a curated record. The transcript is spliced from 2 exons.
AUGGUGGAGAAAAACGUGACUAGAGCAGUGGCGGCGAAAAGAGUCGAUGCGGGGUCACGCCGAGAAGAAGCAGUGGUAGCCGAGUCGUUAACACCAAGUAUUCCAGUAGUCAAAGCGAUCACUCAACAAGCCGCACCAGCGACUGCGGAAGAAGAUUCUGGGUCUCCAGACAAAGAUGAUGAUCCGGCAAAUACAAUGCCGUAUCAAGGCGAGCCAAAGAAACGGGUCAGAGGAUACCAAGGAGCAAACUUCGUAGACGGAUAUGUUGAUAAACGGCAAUCAAAAGCGGGUGGCUAUCCUCAAACAAGAGGCCAAGUCGCCGACUACAACCAUCAAAGUGGUUCUGGCAACAAGAAGAAGUAG